Messenger RNA from Mercenaria mercenaria, 1676 nucleotides. RefSeq lists its product as uncharacterized. The transcript is spliced from 5 exons. NCBI's taxonomy places the organism in Eukaryota, Metazoa, Mollusca, Bivalvia, Venerida, Veneridae. The record is from RefSeq and is a predicted model, not a curated record. The coding region runs from base 78 to 590 and encodes 170 amino acids.
AGUGUGUUGCUGUACGUAGAUCUAAGCUGACAGGUCAAUGUGAGAGCCUGCCACAGUCCUGGGGAAAAGACGAAAUAAUGGAAAGUGGAUAUGACUAUGCGAAGAAGAUCUUCGUGCAGGAAAACUUUCAGCCACCGCGUGAAGUUGCUUUAUUCAAAGACAUCUACUGGAAGAUUCCUGGAGUAUUGAAAACCGGUGCAAAAAUAGACGUGUUCAUGUCACUCCUGCCUGGAUUUCAAGGUCCAAAUAUUAUCCUGACUAGCUUGCUGGGGACAGUAAAGACAAUUUGGAAUCGAGGUCACCACUUCAGAUUGAACUUCCUUGAUAACAAAAUUCAAGUUUUCGAAAGUAUCGACAGCUCAAAUAUGGGCGAUAAAUACGUCGAAAAUUGGUCUGUAAAAGCAGGUUCAAAGCUUGAGGUUAAGAUGUCAUGGCUUGCUCAGAAAGACUCAGUUGCGUUAUAUGCUAACGACGUAGAGUUGCUUACGUAUCGACUCAAUGUUAGUCUUGACGCAAUGAAGCAGAUCUAUCUAAAUGAAGCAUAUAGACAGAAAACAGUCACUGUCAACCGCCUACAGUUCACUGCAUAGUACACAAGGCAUAUAUAUAAUCAGACACUGUAUACAACCAAGUACAGAUUGAUGUCGAUAUACAAAACUUCUGCCGUGUAUAUUCUGUCGCCUUUAUCUGUUUACUUCACCAGAGUUUAAUGUGCUUAGGAUUAGCUAUUUUGAUCACUCACAAUCCGUCUUCUGUCCGUCCGUCAUUUUCAGUAAACCAUAUCGCCUAUCAGUUUACAUUAUGGACGUUGAUAAAUUACGCUUAAAGGAUGUAAGCUUCUUAAAGAGUUCUUUAUUAUAAUUGUUCGAUAAAAUCCAUUCCAUACAGAACCCUUCGUUUACAAGGCAGCUUAAAGUAAAAAAUCAAAAUUUAUAAAAAUCAUUUCUGUUAGAAAAUGCGGGCCUGAUUUUAAGAGGACUCCCCAUAGAUAAUGAUUCUUGCGUGAAUCAACGCUUAUUCAAAUCAUUCAGUUUCGUUCGUCAAAACCAUUGCUAAUUUGGUCACAUUGUUCCUGUGUAUAUAGCAGAAACUUUAUAUUCUUGUCAGAAACAGAUGGUCAAUUUUUAAAUGAUUUCAAACAAUGAUUUCUUUGGUAACACUAUACCACAUUAUUCAAAUUAUCUGCUUGUACAUUUUUAAAGUAUUUUUCCUGAAAUGAAUCUUGGUAUACCUGCUUGAGUUUUUUAGGGUCUAUCUCUACUCCUUGGGUUUUAUUUUAGUUUUAUUUUGUAUAAGUUACCGCCCAUGACUCCGUCAGAUAUCUGAAAAAUGGCUUGCAAAUUGUGUCGCACGUUCCUAAAAUGGGUGUGACAAAGUGUUAUGGAAUUUUAUAGGAAUAUUGAACUUGACAGAAAUGUUUUUCAGUAUGUGAAGACUUGUACUUGAGGAUUUAUUUGAGAAUGACUUCCUAUAAUCAUCCCCAAUCCAUAUAUUUUGCAAGUUUUCAGUUCUCUUAUCUUGCGUUGUGAUGAUGUAAAGUGGUAUGCUUACCCCACUUCCUCCCACCGAACGGCACCCUUUCACCAUCAAGCAAAGAUAAUAUGAAAUGCAUUGUGAGCAAGUAAGAUAUAUCAAACAAAAUUUCAACAAUGCAUACUUGAUAAUUUACCAGAUUU